Messenger RNA from Mercenaria mercenaria, 1765 nucleotides. Its product is annotated as UDP-galactopyranose mutase-like. Lineage: Eukaryota; Metazoa; Mollusca; Bivalvia; Venerida; Veneridae. The record is from RefSeq and is a predicted model, not a curated record. Gene Ontology annotation, molecular function: flavin adenine dinucleotide binding; UDP-galactopyranose mutase activity. Bases 770 to 1426 code for a protein of 218 amino acids. The transcript has a single exon.
UCAAGUAAAAUAAAGUUGUUUUUUCUUCAGGACAGACGGGUACUGGAGUACUGGCAUGCUAGUUCGAAUGGCAUUGUUUUACAGGCGGUGUGUUAUUGGAGCAUAAAACUGUAUAUCACUUUACUAUGAAUAACAACUUUAAACCAUUUUGAUGAGCCAUCGUGCGCAAAAGUGUAAAAUGUUUACCUUCAGUGGUUAUAAGUUUUUUCUCUUGUGAUAGCUACAUUAUAACCUGAAGCAGUUCCAUGUCUAGUUAUGUUAUAAUGGCAGUCAGUAAAAGUACAAAUAGAAUAACAUUUGUAUCAGUAAGUAUAUCAAUAUUAAUAGCAACAUUGUUCGUACUGCAGACUAAACUGAAAAGAAACUAUUUUCUGCCUUUGACGAUACAAUUAAAGCGAAGUCAACUUUUUGAUAGUUGAUGUGUUGUUGGCGCUGGCUUGUCCGGUGCAGUAGUGGCGGAAAGAUAUGUUGCAACAACGAAUAAAUCCAUACUUGUCGUGGAAAAACGCAGUCAUGUUGGUGAAAAUUGUUGACUAAAUGAUUAUAUUGAUAAAGAAACUAAAAUUCGUGUUUCUAAAUAUGGUGCGCAUCUUUUUCAUACAAAAUACAAACAUGUUUGGGAAUAUGUGCAACACUUCAGCGAAUGGGUUCCGUACGAACAUAAAGUUCUAGCUCUGGUUAAAGAAAAAUAUGUUCCAAUCCCAGUUAAUAUUGAUACUGUAAAUUCAUUAUUUCAACUUGAUAUAAAUUCAGUUAAGGAAAUGAAUUCAUGGUUAAAAAUGAACAGGUACAUUAUAAUCGUACACCAUUGAAUUCAGAGGAAAUGGCAUUGUCUCGUGUAGGAUUAAAACUGUACGAGCUUUUGUUUAAACCAUAUACUUUCAAGCAGUGGAAUAAAACUCCUGCUGAAUUAGGACCUUCGGUUUUGGCUCGUAUUCCAGUAAGAAACAACAGUGACAAUCGUUACUUUUCGGAUAAAUUCCAGGCAUUGCCGAAGAAUGGCUAUACAGAACUCGUCAACAACAUGUUAAAUUCACCUCAGAUAACUAUACGAUUAAAUAUUGACUAUUUUGAUAUCCGAAAAAGCAUUAAAUGUGGAAAACAUAUUUUACUGGACCAAUUGACAGAUAUUACGCAAAAGGGGUUGGCCGCGCUGGAAUACCGAUCAUUAUCAUUUGAACGUAAAGUUAUAAAAAAAGUUGACUAUUUCCAACCAGCUAGUGUUGUGAACCAUCCUAAUCCCAAAGAUAAUUUUACUCGAAUUGUUGAAUACAAAUGGUUUCCUAAUCAGCAGCAUCUAUCAAACGACACUGUAAUAUUUAUUGAACGUUCGACAGACGACGGCGAACCAUAUUAUCCAGUUCCAAACAAAAGAAACCAAGAUUUGUACAAACGCUACAAAGCAUUCGCAAACAAUAGUCUUUAGCAUUACCAUUUUAACAGUGAUUUAAAGGUUAUGUCUGUACACUAUACUAACGACAAUUUUAGUUGGCUGCAAUUUGAAGUACGGGUAUUCACAUAUAUUUACAUUUAUCAUAUAUUUUGUAUAGACAAAAAAAAAAAAAAAACAACGUUUGUUUCAUAAAAACAACCGUUGUUCAAUAAUAUCAAGACUGGCUCUUUCUGCGAGGUCGCAUGCGCGAUCUGAAGUCAUUUACACUUGUCGUUCGAAAAAAAUCUUUCAAAAUUGGACAAAAGCAUAAAUUUUCUAAAGGAACAUUAAGUACAACCUAUAUUUUUUUCUGACGGUAAAAAUGAAAAAUGC